CGCAUGGUAACGGAGCUCGGCCGGAGCUGGGAACACGGCCGCCGCUGUCGUUUCCUCGCUCGCCUUCUCGCGGCCUCGCCAGCCCCGUGGUCAGUGGCAAGAUGAAGAUCGAGGAGGUGAAGAGCACCACGAAGACGCAGCGCAUCGCCUCGCACAGCCACGUGAAGGGGCUGGGGCUGGACGAAAGCGGCCUGGCCAAGCAGGCGGCCUCCGGGCUGGUGGGGCAGGAGAACGCCCGCGAGGCAUGUGGGGUGAUAGUAGAAUUAAUCAAAAGCAAGAAAAUGGCUGGGAGAGCUGUUUUGUUGGCAGGACCUCCUGGAACCGGCAAGACAGCCCUUGCCCUGGCUAUUGCUCAAGAGUUGGGUAGUAAAGUUCCCUUCUGUCCAAUGGUGGGAAGUGAAGUCUACUCUACAGAAAUUAAGAAGACAGAAGUUCUAAUGGAAAACUUCAGAAGAGCAAUUGGGCUGAGGAUAAAGGAGACCAAGGAAGUUUACGAAGGCGAAGUCACAGAAUUAACUCCCUGUGAGACUGAAAACCCUAUGGGUGGGUAUGGCAAAACCAUCAGCCAUGUCAUCAUCGGACUGAAAACAGCAAAAGGAACCAAACAGUUGAAACUGGACCCCAGCAUCUUUGAGAGUUUGCAGAAGGAGCGCGUGGAGGCUGGAGAUGUGAUCUACAUCGAAGCCAAUAGCGGGGCAGUGAAGAGGCAAGGCAGGUGUGAUACCUAUGCUACUGAGUUCGACCUUGAAGCGGAAGAAUACGUUCCCUUGCCAAAAGGCGAUGUGCACAAAAAAAAGGAAAUUAUUCAGGAUGUGACCCUCCAUGACUUGGAUGUUGCCAAUGCUAGGCCCCAGGGCGGGCAGGACAUCCUUUCCAUGAUGGGCCAGUUAAUGAAGCCAAAGAAGACCGAAAUCACAGACAAGCUGCGCGGGGAGAUAAACAAGGUGGUCAACAAGUACAUUGACCAGGGCAUUGCCGAGCUGGUCCCCGGAGUGCUGUUUGUGGAUGAGGUGCACAUGUUGGACAUCGAGUGCUUCACCUACCUGCACCGCGCCCUCGAGUCCUCCAUCGCCCCCAUCGUCAUCUUCGCUUCCAACCGCGGCAACUGCGUCAUCAGGGGUACGGAGGAUGUGAUCUCUCCUCAUGGAAUUCCCCUUGACCUUUUGGACCGAGUGAUGAUCAUCCGCACCAUGCUGUACACUCCCCAAGAAAUGAAACAGAUCAUAAAAAUCAGAGCCCAGACAGAAGGGAUAAACAUCAGUGAGGAAGCCCUGAACCACCUGGGAGAAAUUGGUACCAAGACAACAUUGAGGUACUCAGUGCAGCUCCUGACCCCCGCCAACCUGCUGGCCAAGAUCAACGGGAAGGACAGCAUCGAGAAGGAGCACGUGGAGGAGAUUAAUGAGCUCUUCUACGACGCCAAGUCUUCGGCCAAAAUCCUCGCCGAUCAGCAGGACAAAUACAUGAAGUAAGGUGCCGGCGCCGGCGAAGACUCUCCAGUUGGAGUGUGGCCGGCCUGUUGGAGACCCAGAGGUGGGGAGGGGGCGAUUUCUGGAGCAGAGAAACCUCCGGACUUGGCGUCUGCCUUCACCUAGUUACAUAGUUUUGUGUGAAAUGAUGACUUUUAGAUUAUCCUACUUUUUCCCAUAGUUGUUGUGUUUCAAAUCUCGUCUGGAAUGUCUGCUAAUAAAUAUUUUUAGUUUA
Messenger RNA from Antechinus flavipes (yellow-footed antechinus), 1704 nucleotides. It is a transcript of the gene RUVBL1, whose product is annotated as RuvB like AAA ATPase 1. NCBI's taxonomy places the organism in Eukaryota, Metazoa, Chordata, Mammalia, Dasyuromorphia, Dasyuridae. Gene Ontology annotation, biological process: box C/D snoRNP assembly; chromatin remodeling; regulation of transcription by RNA polymerase II. The transcript has 11 exons. Gene Ontology annotation, cellular component: Ino80 complex; Swr1 complex; R2TP complex. The record is from RefSeq and is a predicted model, not a curated record. Gene Ontology annotation, molecular function: DNA helicase activity; ATP hydrolysis activity; ATP binding. Bases 102 to 1472 code for a protein of 456 amino acids.